Molecule: messenger RNA, 4216 nt
Organism: Pipra filicauda (Wire-tailed manakin)
Lineage: Eukaryota; Metazoa; Chordata; Aves; Passeriformes; Pipridae
Gene: PCGF6
Product: polycomb group ring finger 6
Exons: 10
Coding region: 361-1350 (329 amino acids)
Biological process (GO): regulation of transcription by RNA polymerase II
Cellular component (GO): PRC1 complex
Source: RefSeq, a predicted model, not a curated record
GGUCUAGUGAAUGGUGUCCCUGCCCAUGGCAGAGGGUUGGAACUGGGUGAUCUUUAAGGUCCCUUCCAUUUCAUUAUGUUACAGAAUUAAAACCUUAUUUCGAAUGAAACUGGUAUCUUGUGAUUGGCGUUAUUUUCUGACAAAUUAAACGUGUGCCAUCGCUUCACUAGAGAGUCACUUGAAAAAAACUUAAGAAAAAGAACCCUCGGGCUAUAAAAACUGCAGACCAGUUGUGACUCAGCGCAUGCGUGGUGGCUCUGCCCGUGUCCGCUCUGACUACAUUUCCCAGCGUGCCCCGCGGUGUCCCCGCGCAUGCUCCCGGCACCACGGAGAGACCCGCGGUGAUCGCGGUCCGUGGACAUGGAGGAGGGCGCUGGGAGGGGGGUCUCGGGGCCGUCGGGCGCUGAUGGAGCGGGAGCGGGAGCGGGAGCAGGAGCAGGCCCGGCCCCGGCCGAUGAGGACCGGGACAUGGAGGGGGCCCCCAGCUGCUCGGGGUCGCGCUCCGUCCCUUUCGAGUUCCAGCGGAGCCGCUCGGAGUCCACCGGCGAUGAGGACGACGACGACGACGAAGACGACGACGAGGAGGAAGAGGAGCUGGAGGGGGACGCCGGGGCUCGGUUCGGGACGGAUGACGGGGAGCACGACUCGGGCGACGACCGGGAGCGUAUGAUAAACCUCACAGAGUUGACCCCUUAUAUCCUGUGUUCCAUCUGCAAAGGUUACUUUAUUGAUGCUACAACUAUUACAGAAUGUCUGCACACCUUUUGUAAAAGCUGCAUCGUGAGACACUUCUACUAUAGCAACAGAUGUCCAAAAUGCAAUAUUGUUGUACAUCAGACACAGCCCCUUUAUAAUAUCAGACUGGACCGGCAACUGCAAGACAUAGUCUAUAAAUUAGUUGUCAAUCUUGAGGAAAGAGAGAAAAAACAAAUGCAUGACUUCUAUAAAGAAAGAGGAUUAGAAGUGCCCAAACCAGCUGUCCCACAGCCAGUUCCAACGAGCAGAGGAAGACCUCGUAAGGUUCUAGGCUCAGUGUUCCGGAUUCCACCGGAACUUGACAUCUCCAUACUUCUGGAGUUUAUUGGAGCUAACGAAGGCACAGGGAAUUUUAAGCCUUUGGAAAAGAAGUUUGUGCGUGUUUCUGGGGAGGCAACAAUUGGACAUGUGGAGAAAUUCCUCAGAAGAAAAAUGGAUCUGGACCCUGCUUGUCAGGUGGACAUAAUAUGUGGUGAUCACCUGCUGGAGCACUACCAGACACUGAGGGAAAUUCGUCAAGUCAUAGGAGAGAGCGCAGUGCAGGAUGGUUUGCUUGUACUGCACUAUGGCCUGGUGGUAUCUCCGCUAACUUAAAGAUUGCUGGAAUAUUACAAGGCAAAAGAAUCCGAAGAGUCAUGGCGCUUCUUCACUGCUGUUUCUCACCAAAGAAGCCAUCGUAUUUCCUGUGGCAGGAAGCAAGUUAAAGGAACUACCACUAACUGCUGUGUGAUCGUAGUGUAACAUCUGACUUCACCACUGUAAAAAAUUGCAGCUUCUGUAAGUACAGCUGUAGAUGUUGGUAUGCUUCAUGUUACAAAUUACUGUCUUCAAAUUUCACUCAGCUCAGGGAAUUUAAAUGCUCAGAGUAGCUGCAUUAUUUUUACUUUCGAAAAACCACAAGAUUUCACAGGGUUAACAGCCUUUUUUUCCUCUAAGCUCUGAGAUAUCUCUUGCUUUCUAAGUGUCUAGCUAGAACAGUGCUCUCAGGGAUGAUCUUCAGUGAGCAGUAUAAUGUAUUUUUGGGAGGAGACAGUGAGUUGCCUAAAAAAAUGUGUACUGUGAUCAUCUGUCUUCAUAUGUGAUUUGGGGGUAGGAAGGAAACUAGAAAUGCAGACCAAAAUAGGUAGAAAACGAUGCAGCAUAAGCAUUGGGUUUUUUGAGAAGUAGCAUUAAAUUUAGUUGUUUUUCUUGAAGAAAGACAAUUUUGUUUGCACUGGAAGUAUAUUUGCUGGUAGUUUGGCUUAUACCAAAUGGUGGAUCAUGCAUCUCUAGUCUUAAUGGAGAUGGGCUGGCUGUAAGCUGGUUAAACUAUGCAUGAAAAAAAAAGUAGCACCUCUUUCUAUCUGCUUGCUGUAUAUAAAGUGAUCACUGUCGGCGUGAUUCUGCUAUCAUGAAUCUGUCAACUGGCUUGACUGUCAGGAGCAUAAAUCCAUUCACUUUAGCACAUACCUCUCUAGCAGCUGUGAAAAUGGUUGCUUUUUCCACUCUUUUUAAUGUGUUUUAGUGCAUCGCAGUGGAGACCAGGGUUGAGUAAUGUAAUACUUGCCUGUUACUACCAGAUUUGCAGAGGAUUUUAGGUAACUUUAACAUAUUAAAAUACUAUGGUUUGUGACAACUCUAAUACUUCAAAUUUUCUUCUGUUUAAGAUUUCCAUAUUUUCUUGUGCAGCACUAAGGACCAGAGUGCUCUGUGUGUUAUGGUCUUGCUGGUCAUUGGUGUGGGGAUCCAUGAAAGCUAUCAGGAGGCACCAGGCUUCCUCCCUUCCCUAUAGUCAGUGUAGGGAAAAGGAGUCUCAAACCUCCAUUGCAGUGGAGAAGCAGGUGGACUCAGAGCCCUGCAAGGCAGUUAGUCAAGGGUCUGUUGAAGAUGAAGGCUGGAAGCAGGUCACUGCACCAACCAGGAGGAAGGUUGUUCCUCCUUCUGAAAACUUAACAAAUAGGACUGACACCUUCUACAACAGCUAUGAGGCCCUGGAACUAGAAGACCAGACAGCUGAUGCAGUGGGCGAAGGUCCUUCUGGGACUGAAGGGUCCCCUAAACCAACACCACCUGUACCCCACAUCACAACCACCUCUGUUAAGAGGAAAAGAAGGGUAGUUGGUGGUUGUAAUGAGAGACUCCCUUCUAAGAGGAACAGAGGGCCUGAUACAGACAGGACCCAACUCACAGGGUAGUCUGCUGUCUCCCAGGAGCUCAGAUGGGACAACACUGGAAAACUCUCCAGUCUAGCAAGGCCCUCUGAUUACUGCCCGCUACUGGUUGCUAAGCCAGCAGCAACAAAAUAACAAAGAGAAGUCUGAGGGCAAUCAAAAGAGACUUCAGGGCCUUGGGGCAAUUGGUAGCAGGAUCAGGAGCACAGGUAAUAAUUUCCUCAAUCCUUCCAGUAACAAAAAAUAAUCCUGAGAGGAAUAGGUAAAUCUAUCAUGUCAACAUGUGGCUCAGAGUCUGGUAUAAGCAGAAAAAUUUGUGGUUUUUUGACCAUAGGAUAAUCUAUUCAACUCCUAGUCUACUAGGUGUUGAAUAGAUUACACCUGAUGGGAUGCACCUUUCUCAGGGGGGAAAAAGAGUUCUAAUACAGGAGCUGGUGGGGCUUGUUGAUAGAGCUUUAAGCUGGAUUGGAAGGGGGAAAGGGGCAAAACCAGGCUUACUAGUAAUGAGCAAGGGAUGGUGUGCAAAACUCGAGGAAGGGAACACUAAUGGAAUCCCUCAAUCUGCCUCACGAGUUAUUUGGUACAAUGUACCACACUUGAAAUGUUUCUGUACCAGUGCACACAGCACAAGGAACAAACAAGAGGAGCUCAAAGCUUUGGCCCAGUCCCAGAGAUCUGAUAUCAAUGGCAUAAGUGAAACCUGGUGGGAUGAGUUCUGUGACUGGAGUGCCCUCUGGGAUCGUUACAGGCUUUUUGAGGGAACAGGCAGAGCAGAAGAGGCAAGGAGUAUCCCUGCAUCCUUUCCAUAGCUGUAUGUGAAGGGUUAAAAUGUAUGGAGCUCACAGUUGGCAAUGGCACAGUUUAGAGCCUCUGGGUAAUAAUCAAGGGGCAAACAAAUAAUGCAGAUGUCACAGUGGAAGUCUACUGUAGACCUCUCAGCCAGGACAGUGACACUGACAAAUUAUUCUUUGAGAAAUUAAGGGACAAUUCCAAGGCAACUGCCCAUGUCUUUAUGGGGGACUUCAGCUUGCCAGAAAUCAACUGAGAGCAUCACACAGCUGGUACAACCCGGGCCAGAAGAUUCUUAAAAAAACUGGAUGACAGCUUUAUGGAACAGGUCCUAAGGGAGCCAACUUGGAAAGAUGCCCUCCUUGAUCUGCUGCUUGUCAACAGAGUGGAUCUCAUGAGCAAAGUGGAGAUCAGUGGCCAUCUUGGCCACAGCAACCAUGAAGGGAUCAAGUUUAAAAUCUCUGUUGACAGGAGGAAAAGUGCCAGCAAAACUUCAACUCUGGACAUGGGGAGAGCAGACU